CCGGCCGUACUUCCCGUCGGGGAGAGAGUGUAAUAUGGCGAAGACCUACGAUUACCUGUUCAAGCUGCUGCUGAUCGGGGACUCGGGGGUGGGGAAGACCUGUGUCCUGUUCCGCUUCUCCGAGGACGCCUUCAACUCCACGUUCAUCUCCACCAUAGGCAUUGACUUUAAAAUUAGGACCAUAGAGCUUGAUGGCAAGAGGAUUAAACUGCAGAUAUGGGACACAGCUGGCCAGGAGCGGUUUAGGACAAUCACGACAGCCUACUACAGAGGCGCCAUGGGUAUCAUGCUGGUCUAUGACAUUACCAACGAGAAGUCCUUCGACAACAUCCGGAAUUGGAUUCGGAACAUUGAAGAGCAUGCCUCUGCAGAUGUGGAGAAGAUGAUACUGGGGAAUAAGUGUGACGUGAACGACAAGAGACAGGUGUCCAAGGAGCGGGGAGAAAAGCUGGCACUCGACUAUGGGAUCAAGUUCAUGGAGACCAGUGCGAAGGCCAACAUCAAUGUGGAGAAUGCAUUUUUCACUCUCGCCAGGGAUAUCAAAGCAAAAAUGGACAAAAAAUUGGAAGGGAACAGUCCACAGGGGAGCAGCCACGGGGUCAAGAUCACGGUAGAGCAGCAGAAGAGGACCAGCUUCUUCCGGUGCAGCCUCCUGUGAGAACAAGGUCACCGCCCAUCCUGAGCCCCCCCUCCCCCGGCUCAGCCCGACUGACUGUGCCUGCCCCGGGUGAGCCUCCACCUCCGCUGCUCGGAUACGGCCGCCCGGACACAAUUGAGAAAUUGAUUAUUUUAGUAACCGUCUGAUCUUUUCCACCUUCAGAGAUGGAACGAGUUAGAAUUUUGCUGUUUUUCCUGUGUCAUCUGCCAGUCAGGCCUAUCCAUUCCUUGUCGUAUUGCCACAAAUGGAGAGAAGUGGGGUGGGGGCGUGGCAGCCACCAUCUCCAGCCUUCUGUCCCUUGUCCCUCCACCACAGAAGUGAAGCCGCCGCUGGCGGUGCCCAGCCUGCCUGGCCCCAUACCCUGAGCACCGCCACAAGGGCCACUGCAGGCCAAGCCUGACACCUGCCUUCACCUGUUCUCAGUUUUGGACAAGUGACAAAGAACCAUGUCCCCUGUCUCCUUACGUGUCAAACCAAAGGGAAGCACAAACUAAGGAAAAAUUCGUGUAGAGGAUUUGGAAGAAGUGGACGGCUCUCAUGGCCACAGCGGGAUGGGAGCCUGUGGUCCAGCCCUGAGGGGACACUGUACCCACAGCAAGUGAUCCUGGUAUCACCGCCACUCACCCACAACCACUGUCACCGGGCCACCUGCCUCAAUGGCACCAAAACCGCCUCCCCACUCUUCUCAUCCUCUGGCUGGCUCCAAUGGGACGUUCCUUUUCUAGCUGAGAUGAUUUUUUAUUUUUCCAGAUUCCUAACACCAUGAAAUGAUUCCGUCUUUGAUUUUCUAGCAGCAUACCCAGGCGAUCAGGAACCAGCGUGACUACCCUGGCCCCACGGGAGCACCUGGUCCCUGAGACCCAGACCGGCAUUCCAUGGCACAGUGCCACCCUGCAGUCUGGUGGUUGGCGCUGUCUUUACCCAGUUGUACUUUGACAGCUCUGUCCUCCAGAGAGACUGAUUGGGACCAGAUGCCCUGGCAGGAGGGGUGUUGCCUGGGAGCCCCUUCCUUUUUACUCUAACCCUUCCCCAAGCUGCUGUCAGUCCAAACUGUCAGCGUCAAAAUUUCCCCUUUUUUUGAAAUUAAAACCAACAUACCAGCAAUAGUCUCCCUCCCCUGAAGUCUCCAAUGUUUCCUGUUUACACUGACCAGUACACACCUGAAAACAGAUUAAAGUGCAUUUGAAAAGCA
Messenger RNA from Microtus oregoni (creeping vole), 1850 nucleotides. It is a transcript of the gene Rab8a, whose product is annotated as RAB8A, member RAS oncogene family. The transcript is spliced from 8 exons. The record is from RefSeq and is a predicted model, not a curated record. Lineage: Eukaryota; Metazoa; Chordata; Mammalia; Rodentia; Cricetidae. Bases 35 to 658 code for a protein of 207 amino acids. Gene Ontology annotation, cellular component: trans-Golgi network transport vesicle; endosome; dendritic spine. Gene Ontology annotation, molecular function: GTPase activity; GTP binding. Gene Ontology annotation, biological process: Golgi vesicle fusion to target membrane; regulation of exocytosis; protein secretion.